AUGGACGACUUUCCAUGGGAACAGGUGAAAUCAGGGGACCUGGAGAGCCUGCGAGACGCUCUCUUUUCGAGCUCGACUACUCGCAGAACUCUUGCUCUCCAGGAGCUCCGCGAUAAAAUUGGUAAGUUGGUUGUUGUUCACCCCUCCGAGUCGGCCAUUCAGCAUGGACAGUGCUCACGCGCUCUGUUCUUUUUUGGACUUUUAGGCUUUGAAUUACCACAAGAAAUCCGUCAGUCUCUUCUAGGACUCCUUUUUACAACCUAUCCGCUAUACGUCGAUCGCCCUUCUCGACAAGCCGUCCAGCAAUGUCUGCGUACGAUACUCAAGGCGCCCGUUCCGCCCGAAGAUCUGAAAUACCUUACCCAGAAACUGCUCACAGAGGCUUCUAAACCCGGGCUGGCUCCAUCUUCCGCAUUUGUCCUGCUGGAAUGGUGUUGCCUUCUGCUGCAGAUAUUGAAAAAUGACCCGGACACUCCUCUCUCGAUCAUACUGGACAUUGUCGCUGUGGAUGCAAAGGCUCUCGAAACCUGUCUUGCCGCUGGUCCCAGACCAACAGUGAAGCAGUCUGCCCUUACUGUUACGAGACGUGCUCUACGCGCCGUUUUCUCGUCAGACAAUUGGGGCGAGGAUGCUGUCCGCCAGUCAGUCGCUCGACUGACUGGUGACUCGGCUGCGGGGCAGAAGAAUGCGCCCUUCCUCGGUGUCAUUUCUGGUGUCUGUGCCCGCCUACCGAACAGCAAGGCCGUCCUGGAACAAGAGAAGAAAUUGGUCCUCGCAUACUACGUCAAAGAAUUGAUUGGCUCAAAAGCUGCAGUGCCAAACCACAUCGCAAGUGGCUUGUCUGACUUCUUCGCCUCUUUUAUUACCUAUGAGGAGUUCACAUCGGAGCUAGUACCUCCUCUUGAGAAAUCGCUCUUGCGUGCUCCAGAGGUGGGAUUGGGUGGAUUGGUGCCUUCACUAUGCUCUUCUCUACCGGAGGACUUCGACCUGUCCGAGAUUUUGUUUUCUCGGCUCCUGAAGCACCUUCUCUCCAGCAUGAAAUCAAACAAUGUGACUAUUAGGCAAGGUGCUGUGCAGUCUCUUGAGUCCAUCCUCUCAAAGUCUAAAAAUGAGAACUGGCUUGUCAAGACUGCUGGUGAGAUCAUCGGACCCCUCAAGGCCCAGAAGAUCACGAGCCCAGAGCAUCGUGCUGUGUAUGCUCAGGCGGUCUGUGCUAUCUUGCCUAGUGAGAGCGUCUCCAAAGACAUAGUACAAGGGUUUGCUCCUGUCUUCUCGCGGGAAUCUAACGAAGUAGCAUUGGAACAAGAAAUCAUGGCCCUCUGCAAGCACCUCACUUUCCUCCUUCAAUCCAAGGUGAAAAUUAGUGACGAUGUCAUCAAUGCUGUCGUCAAAGGAAUUGCAGAUAAACGUAUUCCAUUCCGGAAGCUCUGGCAACUGAUUGUUGGGGGCGUCUUCUGGCGUAUUGAGGCACCAACACUGGCUACCUCCGAGGUUGGACCAUUUGUCACCAAGUUCCUCGACAAGAUGAAGGAUUUGUUCAAGGAGGUAACUUCAAAUCCUCUACCUUCAGCUCAGAAUGGCUCUUUGUCCGCCGCAUUUGUGUACCUUGCCCUCUACGAAAGGGUAUCUGCAGCCCAGGGCGUAGAUAAGGCGGACUGGGAAACCACUGUGGCACAGUCGAUGCUCCUCAGCCCAAAGCCUUCUUUUCUCCUGAACCCUAAGGCUUAUACCAAAUUGACGUCUCCAGCAGAGAUCCAGUGGAUGGUUCGCGCGCUUGUGGCUGUCUCGUCCGGAUCCAAGUUUGAGAGCACCGAACAUGCAGCCAAGGUUGCAUGGGCUCAGGCAUUCAUUUACGCUAUCACGGCUCCCGGACUUCGCACAAAUUUGCGUGAGGAAGCUGCUCACGCGCUUAUGGGAAUUUAUCUGCGAAGGUCGGAACUGAUGGGUCGCGUGGUCACUGAAGCUCUGUGGACGUGGAUUCUCGCCUUGAGAACGGCAGAGAAAGAGUCUGCUGCAUCGUCUGCAGGACCGGCAAGUGAGAAGCUCCUUCACCUCGUCGCGAAGGCCAUCUGUCCGUCUACUGCCGAUAUACAGUCCGAUAAGAUUCGCUCUGAUCUGAAUCGUCAACUCAUUCAGCUUCUUGUACUUUGCAGGCCAGAACUGAUUCCCAACGUUUCAUGGAUCGCACUGUGCCUAAGGACUGGUACAGAUCCUGGUAAUCUUGUUCGUGAAUAUCCGGAUGAUUUUAUGAAGCAAUUGACGCAGGUGCAGGAGGUUGGUCUUCAGUUGUUAAUCCGGGAUAGAAAAUCAGAUGCUAACUUGGCGCAGGAUCCCAUCCAAUCGAAAGUCCCUGGGAUUGAUGCAGCUAUUUGGAAUGCUGCAGGGGACCUGGCGUUCGUCGCACCAGACACUAUGGUCCCUCGCCUAAUUCGGCAGAUCAGAGACGAUUUGGAUGCUUCGCGUCUUUCGAGGUUCACACCAACCGAUGUAGCCAUUGCCCGCACCCCAGAGGGUACCAUGUUUGUUGAUGUCCUCAACGCCAAGUCGAAGCAGCAAGCAUUCGACAAGAACACCAAAGACUACGACACCCUCAAAUGGGAAGAAGAGCUGCGGGCACAAUUAGCUCAGAAGAAAGGCCAAACGCAGAAGAAGCUUACCGCAGAUGAACAAGCGAAGGUCAAAGCUCAACUUGCAAAGGAAUCUAAGAUCCGUGAGGAGGUCCUACAGGAAGUGAAGAGAAUCGAAAGAGGCGCCGGUAUUAUUCAGGGGCUUGCGAGCGGGCCAGCCGUUGAUGCUGAUGGAUGGAUCAACCCGGCUGUAAGCUCGUUGCUGUCUCUGGCCCGAGCUGGCGUGGGCUUGUUCGCCGGUGAUGUCGUUUCCAAAGCGUACGUGAAAUGUUCUGAGAAAGUCUCGUCGCGCCUGGGUCCCCUUCGCCCCUUUGUUGGUGUUGCGACACUUCGAGCAAUUGGCAGGUCCCAUCUGCCGCCUGAGAUGGAAACCGAGCCACUCGGUGGUGAGUUUUCACAUAUUAUCAGCACUUCAGGCAUCUAUUGA
Aspergillus pseudoviridinutans is the source of this 3054-nucleotide messenger RNA. Its product is annotated as eIF-2-alpha kinase activator GCN1. Gene Ontology annotation, cellular component: cytosol. Gene Ontology annotation, molecular function: protein kinase regulator activity. Lineage: Eukaryota; Fungi; Ascomycota; Eurotiomycetes; Eurotiales; Aspergillaceae. Gene Ontology annotation, biological process: regulation of translation; cellular response to amino acid starvation. Bases 1 to 3054 code for a protein of 1017 amino acids. The transcript has a single exon. The record is from RefSeq and is a predicted model, not a curated record.